AAAAAAAUAAAAAAAAAUAAAGUGAAAAAGUUCAAAUAGAAUCAAUUUUUUGACCAAUGCCCUGAUAAAAAUAAAUUUAUUUGUAUAUAAAUGGAACGAUUAAAACAACCUAUUGACAUUGUAUACCGUGAUGAAGAUUGGUUUAUAAUAAAUAAGCCUUAUGAUUGUAGUAUUCAAAAUUAUUCUAAUCGAUCUGAUCCUUCAGUUGAAAGUAUUUUAAAGGAACAAUUCCCUGAAAUUACAAAGUUUCGAAAUGUCCACCAGCUUGAUUACGCUACUUCAGGAAUUUUUGUAUUAGCAUUAAAUAAAAAAGCUGCUGCUGUUGCAAGUAAACUUUUUAGUGAACGCAAAGUGAAAAAAACAUAUUUGGCAAUACUUAAUGGUCAUUUACGUAAUGAUAGUUAUUUUAUUGAACAACCCAUUGCUGAAGAUCCUAAUCAUGACUUUCGUAUGAAAAUUAGUAGUACAGGAAAGCCUGCGCAAACAUUAAUACAAGUCAUUCAACGAGGACAAUAUCAAUACAAAGAUAAGGAAACAGGUACAGAAAAGACGAUUCCAGUAACUAAAGUGAGCCUUUCUCCGAUAACUGGAAGACGCCAUCAAUUGAGGUUACAUACAAAGUUUAUUGGGCAUCCAAUUGUAGGCGAUUAUAAUUAUGAAGAAGACUAUACAGCCACUUUUCGUAUGAUGCUACAUGCGCAUCAAAUUAUUUUUCCUUUGCCAGAAACAGAAGAAUUGAAAGCUACAGCAAAUGAUCCAUUUAUAAAUCUUAUCAAAUAAAAAUGAAUGAAUUCGUUAAUACAGAAGAUUUAAA
This is a messenger RNA of Cokeromyces recurvatus, 814 nucleotides long. RefSeq names its product pseudouridine synthase. The record is from RefSeq and is a predicted model, not a curated record. Gene Ontology annotation, molecular function: RNA binding; pseudouridine synthase activity. Gene Ontology annotation, biological process: pseudouridine synthesis. NCBI's taxonomy places the organism in Eukaryota, Fungi, Mucoromycota, Mucoromycetes, Mucorales, Mucoraceae. The transcript has 3 exons. Bases 91 to 780 code for a protein of 229 amino acids.